Cavia porcellus (domestic guinea pig) is the source of this 18790-nucleotide messenger RNA. It is a transcript of the gene Pgr, whose product is annotated as progesterone receptor. Gene Ontology annotation, molecular function: nuclear receptor activity; steroid binding; zinc ion binding. Bases 648 to 3428 code for a protein of 926 amino acids. NCBI's taxonomy places the organism in Eukaryota, Metazoa, Chordata, Mammalia, Rodentia, Caviidae. Gene Ontology annotation, cellular component: nucleus; chromatin. Gene Ontology annotation, biological process: regulation of transcription by RNA polymerase II; nuclear receptor-mediated steroid hormone signaling pathway. The record is from RefSeq and is a predicted model, not a curated record. The transcript has 8 exons.
GCGAGGACGGCAUUCUUAACGAAAUCUAGCUUCACUUGGCAUUUGGAUGGGAUCUGCUGCCAGAGGCAGCUCGUCCUCCACCACUGAACUGAGAGCCGCUGUGCGGAGCCGGAGCCUGCAGAAGUACGCCUGAGAACGGGCGGUCCCAAAGGUCCAAGGAGCACCCGGGCUUUGUAAGAAGAUCAGAGCUAAACCCUAAACUGCACAGCAUGCCCGGGUUUGAAGCCUGAGAAUAAGUCGGGAGACAGCCGCGUGUCGUUUGCUUAAGCAGCAGCCGCAGCAGCAGCCGCAGCCGGAGUGCAGCACCCACCACUCCAGCGCCGGACUUGUGAGUACUCAGCAUCUCCCGUCCACGGACAGCCGGAGAACUCUGACUGGAAGCGAUCCUUCACCUUUUCCUGCCCUCCGCAUCUGCCCUCCUCCUUUGACAGACGACCGCCACCCUUCCUCAGACCGCAGGAUGGAGAGCGAAGGCAGGAGCUGACCAGCACCGCCCCGCGACUCAGGAGGUGGAGAUCCCCCGGGUCCGGCCAAAUUCAACACCCAUUUUCUCCUCCCUCUGCCCCUAUAUUACAGACACCCCCUCCUCCUUCCUUUUUCCCUCCUCCCUAGAGACAGGGGAGGAGAAAAAGAGAGUUCAGGUCGUCAUGACUGAGCCGCAGGCACAGGAUCUCCGGGCUCCCCACGCGGCGGGCGGCGCGCCCUCCCCUACCGAGGUCGGGUCUCCUCUGCUGGGUCGCCCGGACGCUGGUCCCUUCCAGGCGAGCCAGACCUCCCUGGACGCCUCCCCGGGGGUCUCGGCCAUCCCCAUCUCCCUGGACGGGCUGCUCUUCCCUCCGCUCAGCCAGGGUCAGGACGCCCCCGACGGGAAGACGCAGGACCAGCAGCCGCUGUUAGACGCGGCGGGCGCGUACCCCGGAGCCGAGGCUGUAGGGGGUGCAGGAGGCAGCAGCUCUCGAGCGCCAGAAAAGGACAGCGGGCUGCUGGACAGUGUCCUGGACACGCUCCUGGCGCCCUCGGGGUGCAGGCAGAGUCGCACCAGCCCUCCCGCCUGCGGGGUCAUUAGCCCCUGGUGCUUGUUUGGCUCAGAGCUUCCCGAGGACUCCCGGGGUGCCCCCGCCGCCAGGGAGGUGCUGUCCCCCCUCAUGAGCCGGCCGGAAACCAAGGCUGGCGACGGCUCCGGGCCAGGAGCGGCCCCCAAGAUGCUGCCCACCGGGCUGCCGCCGUCCGGGCAGCUGCUGCUCCCCACCCCCGGGGGCCCCCACUGGCCCGGGGCCGCGGCGAAGCCGGCCGCUCAACCGGCCGCGGUGGAGGUGGACGAAGACGCCUCCGAGUGCGACGGCUCCGCCGUCCCGCUGCUGAAGGGCGGCAAGCCCGCGGCUCUGGGAGGCGCCGUGGCCGGAGGCGGCGUCGCGGCCGGCUCACCUGGAGCUGCCCCGGGAGGCGGCGCCCACGUCCCCAAGGAGGACUCGCGCUUCGCGGCGCCCCGGGGUGCGGUGGCGGAGCAGGACGCGGCGGCGGCGCCCGGGCGCGCCCCACAGGCCACCGCAGUGGUGGAUUUCAUCCACGUGCCCAUCCUGCCGCUCAACCAUCCCUUCCUGGCCGCGCGCACCCGCCAGCUGCUGGAGGGAGAGGGCUACGACGGCGGGGCCUCCGCGCCCAGCGCCUUCGCGCCGCCGCGGGGCUCGCCCUCGGCCGCGGCCACGCCGGUGCCCUGCUGCGACUUCCCCGACUGCCCCUACCCGCCCGACGCCGAGCCCAAGGAGGACGCCUUCCCCCUGUACGGCGACUUCCAGCCGCCCGCGCUGAAGAUCAAGGAGGAGGAGGAGGGCGCGGAGGCCGCGGCGCGCUCCCCGCGCGCGUACCUGCUGCCCGGCGCCAGCCCCGCCGCCUUCCCGGACUUCGCGCCCCCGCCGCCGCCGCGGGCGCCCUCGUCCAGACCCGGCGAGGCGGCCGCAGGGGGCGUAGCCGCCGGCGUCGCCGUCCCGCCCGCGCCCGCGCCCGCGCCCGGCUCGGCCCUGGAGUGCAUCCUGUACAAAGCCGAGGGCGCGCCGCCCCCGCAGGGCCCCUUCGCGCCGCUGCCCUGCAAGCCCGCGGCCGCCGCCUGCCUGCUCCCGCGGGACGCGCUGCCCCCCGCCGCGCCCGCCGCCGCGCCCGCCGCUCCCGCGCUCUACCCGCCGCUCGGGCUCAACGGGCUCCCGCAGCUCGGCUACCAGGCCGCGGUGCUCAAGGACGGCCUGCCGCAGGUCUACCCGCCCUAUCUCAACUACCUGAGACCGGAUUCAGAAGCCAGCCAGAGCCCACAGUACAGCUUCGAGUCACUGCCUCAGAAGAUUUGUCUUAUCUGUGGUGAUGAAGCAUCAGGCUGUCAUUAUGGUGUCCUUACCUGUGGGAGCUGUAAGGUCUUCUUUAAAAGGGCGAUGGAAGGGCAGCAUAACUAUCUAUGUGCUGGAAGAAAUGACUGCAUUGUUGAUAAAAUCCGUAGAAAAAAUUGCCCAGCAUGUCGCCUUAGAAAAUGCUGUCAGGCUGGCAUGGUCCUUGGAGGUCGAAAGUUUAAGAAGUUCAAUAAAGUCAGAGUUAUGAGAACACUCGAUGGUGUUGCUCUCUCACAGCCAGUGGGCAUUCCAAAUGAAAGCCAAAGAAUCACCUUUUCACCCAGUCAAGAGCUACAGUUGGUCCCCCCGCUGAUCAACCUGUUGUUGAGCAUUGAACCAGAUAUGGUCUAUGCAGGACACGACAACACAAAACCCGACACCUCCAGUUCUUUGCUGACAAGUCUUAAUCAACUAGGCGAGAGGCAGCUUCUGUCAGUUGUCAAGUGGUCUAAAUCGCUGCCAGGCUUUCGGAACUUACACAUUGAUGACCAGAUAACUCUCAUUCAGUACUCCUGGAUGAGCUUAAUGGUUUUUGCAUUAGGAUGGAGGUCCUACAAGCAUGUCAGUGGGCAGAUGUUAUAUUUUGCACCUGAUUUAAUACUAAAUGAACAGAGGAUGAAAGAAUCGUCCUUAUAUUCCUUGUGCCUUACCAUGUGGCAAAUCCCACAGGAGUUUGUGAAGCUUCAAGUUACCGAGGAAGAGUUCCUUUGUAUGAAAGUAUUACUACUUCUUAACACAAUUCCUCUGGAAGGACUAAGGAGUCAAAGCCAGUUUGACGAAAUGAGAGCAAGCUACAUUAGAGAGCUCAUCAAGGCAAUUGGUUUGAGACAGAAAGGAGUUGUUUCUAGCUCACAACGUUUCUACCAACUUACAAAACUCCUUGAUAGCUUGCAUGAUCUCGUCAAACAGCUUCAUCUGUACUGCUUGAAUACAUUUAUUCAGUCCCGGGCACUGGCUGUGGAAUUUCCAGAAAUGAUGUCUGAAGUUAUUGCUGCCCAGUUACCCAAGAUUUUGGCAGGGAUGGUGAAACCUCUUCUCUUUCAUAAAAAAUGAAUGUCAUAUUUUUCUUUCAAAAGACUAAAUUUUGUGGUAUGUAUUUUUGUGGUGGUUAGGAUUAUGAGGUUUCUAGUUUUUAUAAAAUUCUUCUGAAAGCCUUACCUUUAUAACAUAUCAUGCAGUGUAAAUUUAUGUGAAAAAUUGUGAGUCUGAUUUUCUCUUGUAAAACAUAAGUAGAAUGUUUAAAGUGUUUUUGUGUACUUACAUUUUAUUUGAGUUUACAAGAAUGAAAAAGAAUGCUAAAACUUGAAGUAAGCUCUGUCUUAUCCUUAUUAUUUCAUGCCACUUUAGAUGAGGAUUUUUAACUUUGCAUCUAACGAAUCUACUUUGGAGAAAAAAGAACUGUAAUAGUAAAAAGCUAUAUGUGUUAUUUCUAGAUAAUUUCCCUUUAUUUCUAUAAUUCUCCAAAUGAACCUUUAAAAUGGAAGGCAACAAUUAAAUAUUUCUGUGAAAAUUCAUAACCUUAGCCAAAUUUUCAGAAUUUUUUAACACAAAAUAUAUAGGUCCAGACUUUGAAACCACUGAAAUGAUAGGGAAAACAGGUCUUAUCCUGACUGUUUCCCAAAUUGGAAACACAGAUUGAUCUAUAAAGAAAGUUAAUAUGCAACUGCAUCAUUAAGACCACAGUAGUGGGAAUUUUGCAGGUUUUUCUUUCUAAACUUCUUUGUGAAGGGUUAUCCUAAAAUAAAUUAUUUCAAAUAGAAAUAAAAAUCAGAAAAUUCUAGGACCUCCUCUCCAUCAUUGGCAUGUGGAAAAUUAGCCUAAGCUGUUCUCAAUUUCCUUGCCUUUAAAGGUGGUGUAAUAUUAUCUUUCUUGUCAAAUGCUUCUUUUGGCCAGAGCUUCUUAUUAUCAUUUUCUCAAAUCUAACAAAAGCCAGGGUGAGGGGGGUUAUCAUUUUUUUUCUCCACUGCUCAAACAGUGUGGAGGAGGAUGCUCUUUCAAUGAAGCAUAGUAGAUAAAUCUCAGGUGAAUUGUUUUGUGUCUCUGAUCCAAAAUGUAAGAGAGAUGCUUCAGGAAAUAGACAAAUCUCAGGUUGAAAUUUUUUGAGUGCGUCGGACCCAAAUAGCAGAGAGAUUUUAGGAAAUACCAGAUACUGGCUUAAAAUGAUACAACCAAUUACAGCAACUAGAAAACACAGUUUACAUUGUUGUUUUAACUGAAAAUAUGCCUUUGGAAGGGAUAAGCAUUCUUUUCUGAAAUGUAUCAUUGGAAAUCCCUUUUAAAACAAAAGGAAAAAAACAUAUAGGCACCAAAUUUAUACCACUAAUGAAUUUCAAUCAAAUAAAUUAGAGUUCUUUCAUAAAUAUCCAUUUUAGACAUACAUAUGUUUGUACAAUGUUUAACAACUCAGAAAACCUAAUAUCCUCAACUUUUUCUGUUUCUUCUACACAAUGCUAUCUUACAAAAAAUUGCACUAUUAAUCAUUAAUAAUAAAAUAGUGUAGAAAGUCUAUUAAGCAGUUUCUAAUUUCUUAAUGCAUUUUAAUUACUCACUUCUUUUAACUGAUAAAUAUUUGAGGCUUACCAAAGGAGAAUAACACAAAAAUAUUCUUAAUAAAUAUAUGACCCUUAAAACAAGGUAAAGUGGUUUCAUAUGAUGAAAAAUUGGCAUAAUUAUCAACAUAAUUUUAACAUACAUUCUUCAGUUUAAAAAUUGAGAUGGCUAUGGGCUAUCUAUAAAUAAUGGAUUCUCAUUGGAGAUUUUAAAAUAGAAACUAAAAUAAGCUCUAACCAAUACCCUUGGCUUGGGUUGAUUAGAUCUAUUGUCAAAUCUGAUACGUAACCUAACUUUAUGGUUAUAACAUUCAAGGAAAGGUUAAUGCACACAUUUCAAGUACUCUCAACAUUAGAAUAGAAAUGGUCGCUCUCUCACAAUCUCCAUGUAAAUGUCUUUUUCUAUAACAUAUAUGGAAUACAGCAUGCUGUUCUGUGGUAUUUGGUUCUUCAGUCUUCAUACCAUAUAUUUCUCUCUUCACUCUUCAGGCUGCAAUUAUCUUCCAGAAAAGUAUCUAAUUAUAUCAUACUAUCACUGAGAAAUAUUCACUGGUUUUCAGUCACCUAUCACUCAUAGCUGCAUACUGGAAUUUCCAAGUGGGUUUUUAAAAAAUACUAUUACCUUAAAAAGUUACCUGGACUUCAUCCUUAGCAAUCAUAUUUCAGCCAGUCAACUUGAUAUACUCAUAUUAUGUUCCAACCAUGACAAUCUUCUAACAUUAACUUCUCUUCCAGAAUUCUCUGUUGAUACCAUGAAUCCCAUGCAUUUAUCAACUUUCAAGACCUAGUCAAAUAACAUUUCUGUAGUCUUCAAGUCUUCAAGGUGUUUUACUUUCUUCUAGGUUCACCUUCCAUUUUGUAAACUUCUGACCUAAAAAAUCGUGUAUUUGUAAACUUCUCACUGUUCUGCAAAUCUGAUCAUCUCUUUGAGAUGGGACAAUACUGUUUUGUUGACAGAAAGUUGAAGGAUAUAUUCUGUGUUUUUUGUCACCAUGGUCUCUGUCAUUCUUUGGUUUCAUUGCUGACAUUAUUUGUACUCAUGACUUACAACUUUUUUCUGUCUCCUUUCUCAUGAUCUUAUCUUCAUCUUCGUUUUUCUUGAACACUUUAAAAUUUUUCACUUUCUCCUACUUUGUGAGAUCUCACUCUUUACUGACUAAAAUGUAUGAGUACAUUUUUAUGUACUGAGGACAAUACUUUUGUUUCUUAUUGUAUGUUUUAAAACUGCCUGUGCAGAAUACUACUUCCUUCCCUACUAAAAAUUCCACAAAUACAAUUGUUUCUUAUAUUUAAGUAGCAUUGAAUUGUUUUGUACUGAAAGCAUCAAUAUAAAGUUUUCCUCAUUUGUAAUUUCUUUCAAAUAUCUAUUGAAUACCUGCUAUUAAAAUACAAAAUACACUAAUAAGCUUCUUGAAAAUUUGGAGCUGAUGAAGUUCUGUAACUCAAAAAAAUUACAGUCCAGUAGAAAGUAUAAAUCACAAGUGUCUGACAAAUAGUGAGCAAUCAAGUAUUUGUUGAGUAUAUAAACUUUCAUUCAUGAGAUUUAAUAGGUAUAAUAUAUUAUUUACAUAGAAUUUUAGUAAGACAAAUGUAGCAUAAAGACAUUACUUUAAAAUUGAUAUUAAAUAACUUCUAAAUGUAGUCAGGGGCCAGUAAUUUAUAUGCACUAAAUCAAUAUGGACAUUUGUUUAUUGAAAAAGCAGUUCAUUAUUUUUCCUUAAAAUGAUCUCUUAAUAGUAUUUUUGAUAUAUCCCAUACACGAUAAUUAAGGGGAAUUUACUUCUAUGAAAGUGUUUGACAUAAUUACAAGAAUGUUGAGUGUGUCUAAAAAUCAAAACCAAAACCUGUGUUGUCCUUUUAAACUCAGGUAUUAAACCCAGGGAACAGUUGAUAUGUGAUCAUUUCAUUAUCUGAUUCUCACUACUUUGAAUGAAAACAAUAAUUUGAUUGUAUAAAUCCUUUAUCAUCACUGUUUAAUUUCCAAAAUUACUUUAAAUUUCUCUAAAUUUACUUAAUUAUCAGAGAAUACAAUAUAUGGGGCACAGGGUUGGGUUUAACCAUUGUUUGACAGCUUCAAAAGAAUGUUCGAUAUUCUUUAUUUUGAUGUUGGUCCACAAUGUAAAUAUCUAAACAAUAGGAUUUAAUACUUAAGGCUAAGAUUAGAUAAGGAAAAAUUAAGUUCCAAAAAUUAUGUAACAUUACCAAAUGGAAGAUAUCUAGCCUCUAAAUCUGUUACUAUACAAAUUCCUACUACUAAUAUCUCUAUUACUACAUAGUCACACAACCUUUAUCUUCCUUUAUGUAGGCCAUGUUCUUUUUGGUAGCUCUAAAGCAAAAUUUAACCAUAAGAAGACAAGUUACGUAUCAAGAAUACUUGAAGAGUGCUGAAAUAGAUUGUUGAGUAAGUGAAAAGUUUUCUUAAAAAAAUUGAAAAGCCAUUUGAGUCAGAAGCAAUUACACCUCUGUUUUCUGUUUUGUUUUGUUUUUUACAGUUUAAUACGACUUUUUAAUGUUGAAAGAUGUGGCUCUUUUUACUUAGAUUAAUUCUAUGGUAUUAUAUUUUCACUUUUAACAUUAAUGUAUCACUCCAGAGGUGAUAUGCAAAUAUGACAGAUAAUAUGUUUUCCACUGCACCAUAUAGGCAUUGCAGGUGGACCUGUAACUCUCAGAUUAGUCACAGCUACUGAUGAAUGUAAUGAUGGCCUCAUAGACAGACUGACCUGGAACCGGGCCUUCUUUUCCUGCCACACUCUGGCUGGAUGAGUGUAAGUUACACAGUCUCUCUCAUUAAACCUUUCCAUCUGUUUUGUGAUAAAUAGAAAUGGAAACAAAGCAAGUAUAUAGGUGUUCAGAAACAGUAAUUGUCAUGUUUGUCUUUUCAUUAACGCAUGGUUCUGGCUAUGAUUUUAUCAAACUAAUCAUCUGUAUUCUAUAGUGAAACUAGAAAUCCAAAGAAUCCACUUUCUUUACUUCUACCACAGUGUGAUUAUAUAUUUGGCUGAUUUGAUUUGGAAUUAGGGCUGGAUAUAUUCAGUUAAUUUCUUUUCUUGAAAAGAUAGUCAUUUGAGUUUGGGGUCUGUUUUCUCAGAAAUCUGAUGAGCCUAUUAUACUUUUAUUAUAAAUAUAUAAGAAUAAUUAUAUUGACAUUGACAUUUUUUAGUUCUCUUUAAAAUAUGCAUAGUUUGACUAGAACACACCCUUCCAGAAAUCUAUGAACUACAUGCUAUAAAAAUAGUGCUCAAAUUAUUUUUACUAGGGCAGUAACUAUACAAAAUUCAACAAUGGGGUUAAAAAUCACGAAUUUAUCAACCAAAAAUAAUAUUCCUCUCCUGGAGAGGGUUAUGAUAAAAGAGAUCUUCAUCUAAUUUUGUAUUCAGUUACUCACUGUGCCAGUGCUGAUAAAGCAAAAUGGACAAGAGAAUAACUCAAGGAAAGAGUUUUCCCCAAGUAUGUCUUCUAAGUAGCAGGGGAUCUGGAGCACUUCCACAUCAUUUAAAUUUAAAAGAAAUGCACAGCCAUCUAGUCUAAAGAAGUUUGCCAAGUCCUAAACUGUUUACAACCACUAGACUAAGUCAUGAAUUGUGGUUCUGGUUUCACAAUUACCCCUAUCAAGGUUGUGAAAAAGGAAAUUCUCUUUGUACCUAGCAUCUGCCAUCUAUUUUAUUAACAUUAUUCUGUACUCUCUGGUCCUGAAAUUCAAAAUUGUUUAAAGGAAGUAAAACUAACUAUUGAUUUCAUAUUACUGAAUGCAAUUCAACCUGCAUUCGUUAAUAUGCUAUAAUAUAAAUCCAAGUUGCACUGGGCUAAAUAACUGAGUUCAAAUUGUGUUACACCCUAUUCGAACUCAAGAAAUAGCUUCACAAACCACCAGUUAGCUGGACUAAUAAAAAUUAUACCUCCAGAGUCCUGAAUCAGUGUGUCUUUAAAAAUUAAAAAUGAUAAGCCGAGAAUAGUUUCCUUUAAUAAUUUAUCCUCCAUAGAACUGGAGAAGAUUUAAGAAUUUGAGGAACAUUGGUGAUAAGUGAGAUAGCACGUUUAUGGCUGCAACUGCUGGGUUACUGCUAAGAGAAGGAAAACAUGAAGGGAUCCGUUCCCUCCUAGGAGUUGACCUCAUUCCAAGGCAGAGCUCUAGGCACAUGCCUGGAGGCUGCGCCCAGGCUUGUCCAAGCCCUGUGCAGCUGCGGAGUUUGGAAGACUCUUGCAGGACUGCUGGAUUAGUCCCAGAAUGUCAAGCUCAUUUUCAGUUUACUGGCUCUUGUUGCUUUGUGUCAUGCUGACCUUAUUGUUAAACACAGGUUUGUUUGCUUUCAUACCACUCAUGAGAAAUGGCGAAAGCCUUACUUUUAAGCUGGCUGAAAGCAUUAACUGACAAAGCACUUUCAGAGAAAUAUGAAUUGGACAGCUAAGAAGCAUACUAUCCUUAUUUACUUUAAAGAAAAUGUACAGUCUUAUUAACUCUGCAAUGUGACAUUAGUGUCACUGACCAUAUUUAGAUAGAUAUGAAUAAAAUAUUUAAAUAGCAUUGUAAACAGUUUUCAGGACAUACAAUAGAGCUUAAUUUUUACUAUCUUUUGAAAUUGCUCUUAGAAUAUCAACUCCAGAUGUAUCCAAGUUACCAAACACAAAUUAUCCUAAAUGAAACCCACUUAAACAUGUUUUUCUUUUGUCAAUUAUACACAAAGCUUAAAUUUCUUAGGCUGUGAUGUUUACUUCUGUAUUAUUUUUGUUAUUAACUAUUUUAGACAACAGUUAUUUUAAGAAUUUUACCAUUCUCACCCAGAAAAGCUUAAUUUUAAAUUAUGCAUCAAACUGUGUUCCCAUAAAGAUCAAGUUGCUUUCAUUUCAUGUCUUACUAUUUAAGACAUACCAAUAGAACUGCAUAGUAUGAAACAAUUAUGUCCACACUGAUUUGGUAUUUUUUUAAUGCAGCUUUAAUUUGGUAGCCUCAAAAUUUUAUUUUUUUUCAAUAAUAGCAAAAUAAUAGACUUCUACCAUAGCUUUCCUAAAUUGGGCUCUUAAGCAGAGAUUUGAAGUCAGUAUUUUAUAUAAUAUUUUAUUCUUUAAGGACUUUAAAACUCGUAAGAAAGACCAGAAGAGUGUAGGAGUAUUAAUACCAAUGUAUCAUGUUUUUCGUCAGAGCAGAGAUGCAGUGUGUCUUACACUCUUUAGGUUAAACACACUGGCCUGAAUUUACUUCACAUGGUAAGCCCAGUAUUUCACAUGACUAAAGAUAGGAAGGAAUUUUCAUAUGGAAGCAUUUAACUCACUUUAACAAAUUGUUUUGACUUUAGUAUUCUAUGUAUUUUAAUUUUGUAAAAUGUUCACAGUCACAAGAAAUAUCAAAAUUUUUAUUUAAAAAAUUCAAAAAAUGCUUUUUCAUUGAUAAUCAGAAUAAAACAGAUGAAACAAAAGUUCUGUUUUUGGCGGAGUAGAUACGACUUUCAAGAUUUAAAUGAAGAGCUGUCUUAAAUAGUAAAUAAGAUUUUUUCCUUGAUUAUUGAGCAAUGAUCAUAAAAGGAUCAUACAAAACCUUAUUAUCCAUGAUAUCAAGAUGCUAAAUGGUAGAAAAAUUAUCAUUUACUAUCUAAAAAGCUUUCUUCUUUAUGCUUCCUACCAGAAAUAUUGUAAUUUGGGGCUGUAUGGUUCAGAAAAAUAUAAUUAAUGCAUAAUCUAUUUUUUCAACUAAUGGCAUCUUGAUAUUAUCUUCAUUUUUAAAAAGAAAAAGACUAGCACUGCUUGUCCUUUUUGACUUUGAAAGUAGGAUCACAGCACCAUGUGCAACACUAAAAAUACAAACUUCAUGAUUUUUUUUUUCGAAACUGGCAUUUGAACUCACAACCUCGCACUUGCCAUGCAGGAGCUUGUGCAACUGAACUAUAUUCCUGGCCUCUCUGUAUAAACAUUUUAUAUCAGCAUAUCAUAGCCAAUUCUUAGUUAAAAGAAAAUAUACCCUACAGCACAAAAACAAAACAGAGUGAGGUUUUUGGGGGGUUGAGGAGUUAAGUUGAAAAACAGUAUUUUUUUAGCAACCACCUACAUACUAUUUCCUGUAUUGUGUGUCAGUCACCCUUCAAAUUUUGGAGAUAACUAGGAUAACUAGUGAACAUUUUAGAAUUUCCUCUUUCCUUAGCUUAUAGUUGAAGAAGAAAUAAAAACAUAAACAAAUAGCUACAUUGUAUCAUGAGCGCUAGGGAGUCUUAGGGAACUAUUAGAGGACCAAACAAUAGUUCCCAGCUUAAAGUUAAGGUUGGCCAAAGGCGUUCUGCAGAAAGGCAGAUCUAAUACAUAAUCUGAAAGUUACUGAAGCAUUAUCUGAGCAGACAGGGUUCGCAGAUGCUAGAGGCAGGAAAAGAGAAAGAGUAUUCAAACUAGUUGACAGCACAUACACAAAAAAGAAUACUCAUAUGGUCAUGGCAGCAAGUGGGGGGCGGGCUGAUGAUGAGACUAAAGAAGAAACCAAGGUCCACAUACCACUGACUUUGAAUUCCAUAUUAAGGAAUGUGGACUUGAUUUGGCUGUGAACAAAGCAGUACAAUUUAUAUAAAUAUAUUCAAAACUCUCCUAAUAGGUAAUCCAGAGGCACUGCACAAUUUUAAGGAAGUUGUAGUGUUUUGGUGAAAAUAAUGACCAUAAAAGCAUUAAGAGCUAGAGGUGAUCAUGACCUCCUAAUUUUCCAGAAUAUUUCAUAAGAUAACUUAGACGCAUUGACAGAAUUAUGAAAGUAGAAGAAAUACACCAUAUGAAUUGCCAAACACAAGACCAGAUGUCUAAUUAUUCUGCUUCUGUGUUGAAAUUGCAAAUUUUCAAGAAAGACAAUAAAUACUAACAAAGUGUGGCUUCACUGAGUUGGAGCAUCAUAUCUUUCGAAACAACUAGUCACUCACCAAAAUCGCCACCCUUGCGUGUCGCUCCAACCUCAUAAUCCGGGUCUGUGCCCAAAAGUAAGAUAACAGCUCCAGGUCCAGCAAAUGGAAAAGAAAGAGAAACAGUAAUACUGUUGUGAAGUAAAGUAAGUGUCUUUUGUAUAAAGCCUUCAGAUGUCACCGUUCAAUAGAAUUACAAAAUAGAAUAGGCAAAAUAAACCACAGCUCCUAAUAUUCACCAUAAGAUCUGGACUUCAUAAUCUCUCUAAACAUCAUGAGGCGCUAAUAAGGGAGAACUGGUGAAUGAUAGAUUGGGAAGCUAACCUGACAACUAAAAAUAGCCUAUGAGUAUAAGAUGUUGGAGCCUUACGUCUUGUUAAUUCAUCCAUUUUUAACAAGGGUCAGUUUUCCUUUUUACUCCCAUUAGCCAGCUAGCAAAGGAAGACUUUUACUAUACUCUAUAGAAGCAGUAAUGAUGGGAAGGGAGGAUGUAUUCAAAAAAAGCUUUUCAAACUCAUGCGAGGUUUUGUGUCAGGAGGAUAGGACUCUCCCUUCAUUUGCAUAAUCCUUAGCGGUCCCCCUGCCUAGUUAUGAACUCAGUGCUGUCAUCUCAUCUCAGGCUAUAGCUCGUAAAUUUACCUGUUCUUCCUGCUCCACUACUGCAGGGUACUGUGCCUUUUCUCACUUGAUAGUUUCCAUUCCUUGCUGAUGCAACAGAUACCUUUUAGAUGAUCUGUUUUCCCAUCUGGCUUCUAUUCUAGCUUUUGUUGCGGGGUCAUCUUGUUCUUUGGGGAGGACCAUGGUUCCCACUAACCCUGUACCCAGCUAGCACUGGGCUGAAUCUAGGCUUCUCAGAGAUGUGUAUUUUACAGCCCCAGACAGGAGUCGGAAUUCUUGAACUCCCCUGUUGGUCUGAAGGGUCUACUGUGCAUCUCACCCCUUUCCAAAUUUAGUCCCAAAGUGGACUCCGACCUCCUUAACCUACCUCUCCCUUCCUUUGCACAGUAACAUCUUACUUCCUGCUCCUGUCAUUUGGAGACUGAAUUCUUGCGUGUAUUCCUGAUAGCUCUCUCUGACUCAGGCCACCUUCUGAGGAUAUUUUGGGAUUUAGAAAACUAUUUUUCUCUUAGAAAGCCCUGCUCUCCAAAUGUGCCUUGCUACGAUUCUCAGAGACCAGUGGAGGAAGUCAGAAGCUGAAUACUGACUACGCAUUUCUGGUGUAACAUCUCAAAUUCCCCUCAGCAACAAGCUUCCCUUCCAAUUACCUGAAAAGUCAAGUGCCAAAGACUGUUGCAAAGGUUAUUGUAUUUCAAUAAGCAUAUACUUUGAUGCACUUUGAAAAUUCAUAUGAGGUUUUCUGUCUUGAAGAUGGAACUAUCCCUUCAUCUACAAACACCUAACAAUUUUUCUGCAUAGGCUGCUGACAAAUACAAAACAAAAAACUGGGUGAUCACAGAAACCUAACACUACCAUCAUGUACUUAUUUUCAUGCUAGGAUUUAUACUCCCCUUAAAACAAUUUGACUGAUUUAAAUGUAGAUUUUCAGAUUUUUUGCUGAAGUUGGUUAAGUAUUCAAAGAAAUCCAAUCUUACUUGUUAGUAAAACUAAUGUUAUUGCUGGCAGGAGAUGCAGGGAACUGUCAUUUCUUCUCACGACCCAUGCCCUUUUUUGGUUUUCUUUUCUACUACUGUUUUUGAGUAAACAGUGGAUCACUAAGUACAUUUAUAAUACUUAAACUUUGAAAGAUAUUUAGCCCUGUAUACCAUAUUGUAUAAUUUUACAUCCCCAGCUCUCAUUUGAAAGUAUGUUGGAAAUUGAAAGGUUUUGCUAAGAUGCAGACUAGCAUUGUGUAAACCAGCACUGAUUCCCUGAAAAUGACUGAGUGACAAGUGCAGAUAAGUACUAAUUAGGUGACAGAGGGAACCUAACAUCAUCAUGGAGGACUUACUCUCAAUCUAAUGUGAAAAAUGCUAUCUCUGUUUUUAAAUUAAAAGUGGAUUUCAGAGGAAAUAUUUUUUGAUUCACACAAAAAGACUGAGUCAUUCUGCUCAGGCUAACAGGUAUCCUACAUUAAAUUGGCUGGCAGUUUGAAAUGAAUCAUCUUCAAAUAACUUACUAAAAGCAGUAAUAGGAUCCAGGUGUGAUGGCAUAGUUCUCUAAUCCCAAUGCUGUGGGAGGCUGAGGCGAGAGGAAGGAUGGCAAGUUCUACCCCAGCCUGGGCAACUUAGCCCACUUGGCAAGACCCUAAACAAAGUUUUUAAAAAUGAAAACAGGGCUGGGGAUGUAGUUCUACAAGAAGACCCUGGGUUCAACCUCAGUACCAUGCACACAUGCAAACACAAAAUAACAUAUGAAUAUGAUAAAGAUUUAACUAUUAUAUUUCUCUUUACUAAUGAAUUACAGCAGCUCAAACUUCUCUACUAUAUAAUUACAUACAAAUCAAUAGUGCAUUAUUCUGUCCUACUUACUUUAAAUUAAAAGCAACAUUUUAAUUUGUACAUAUAGAGUAUACCAUAAGAUUUAGUACACUUAACAUUAAAGAGAAAGAAUGUAACUUAAUUGCAAAUAACAGUAGUUCAGGCUAUUUAUAGGGCUAUCAUUUAGUACAGUACUGGAAAUUUCCAAAUAUGCCUUUUUAAUAAGUGCCUAGAAUUAGGUCUCUGAACACAAAGAGACAAAGAGUAGAACAGAUUUCUUAUUCUAAGUUCCAAGUGAUCAAAUGCCAGAUUUUUCCAAUUGUUUAAAACGUAAACAUGCUUAUUUCUUUAAAAUCAACUGGAUUUGGAGUAAAUUGGAGAAACUAGAAGGUUUUAUUUAAUCACUUGGCUGUGAAAAUAUUCUCACAACAUAAAAAUAUACUAUAUUGAUUCCUGGUUAGUACUGUUUUUAGUUUUUAAAUUAAACAUGACCCACAUUGAUGUUUAAAUAACUUAAGUAAUAUUGAGAGAUUUGAUACUUAAACUAUAAAACAAUAUGUUUUUGUAAAUAUCUUAAUCAUGGGUGGUGUUUUUCUAAUUUAUAGUUAAGUGAUGAAUAAGGAGAAAGUAUGUCUAUGAAUGUAAAUGUGGGCUUUAUUCCUUUACUCCCUGUUGUCACUGUAUUGACAAUAUGGAGUCACCACACUAAGUUACACUGUACAGCUCUGAUGCAUAAAAACCUAACUCUAAAUACCUGCUUUUUAAAGGCAGUGUUUUAUUUAAAUGGCAGGAGGUUAUAUUUACUUGGUCAGAUGAAGGCAAAUCCCAUCUAAGUGAAACAAACUACUAGACUGCAGAGAUCCAUGAUCAGUUGUGAGCAGCUUGGAAUUCAUCAUGCCUAAACAACUGAAGUACUCUUUGAAAACACAUACUGUUCUCAUGCCUAAGUAUCAGUUGCCCGUGAUUAUGAUACAGUAGAAGAAGAACAAUAUAACACAGUGCUGAAGGGCACCAUGCUAGAACCAAACUAUCACAGAUUCCAGGCUUCACUUGCUAAGUAUGUGUGACCUUGUAACUGAAUUCAUCUCUCAGCCUUAGAUGUCCCAUUUGUAAAAUAACAAUUCCUCUAUCAUAGGAUUGUUAUGAAGAUCAAGUUGGUAUAAAUACAGAGCAGUAACUAACAUGACAAACAUUGUCUUGUCUAACCUAAGUGCCUUUUUCUUGAAUAGAUUAAUAAUUGAGUACAAACAAUAUUUAAUUUGUACUUUACAUAAUUUAGAAAAGUUAAUUUUAAUACCUUAGGUCAUGAGAAAUUCAAUAGCAUCAAAAUUACUUAUCAAUGUAAAUUCAUUUCAACAAAGGAGAUUAAUUAUGGGCUGUUAAAAGUGACAAAAAUCAGGUUUUAUUCAAUAAAAUCAUCGAUCUUCGAAGCCACAAUUUUUUAUCAAUUCCUGUUUCUGAAAUAAUUUCUACAUGGGCAAAUUGGACUAACUGAAUUUCACUUUUAGAAAUCUAGCCCCCCCCUCCACACACACACACACACACACAUUAAAAAGCAAUGCACUGAUUGAUCAAAAAAUACCGUGAAUAUUAUCUUAAAUGCUGUUAGUCAAGUGGAAGUCAUACACAAGUGUGUAAAAUCCUUUCUUUGUUAUCUCAAAAUGAGAUGGGGGAGACCUCACUUUGACCUAAGUAUUUAUAUUUAAUGAAGUACAGGGUGUGUGUCUGUGUUUUCUUUAAUAGGAUUCCAUUCCUUCUACUUAUUUUGCCUGUGUUAAUAUCAAUUCUUAUUUAUAAUAGGUCAAUAAUAACCCUUGCUUGAUCAGUUUUCCAGUUUUUCCUGUGUGUUUUAUGAAUUUAAGAAAGGUUAAUUGUCAUUAAUAAUUUCCUUAAGAUAAAAGGCAAUAAUAACCUAUUUGACAAUCUAGGUAAGAACGGAGGUAACUAGUAAACCGGAAUAUAUAUACAUACCUUCGAUCACCUACUAGAGAUAGCCUAUGCACUAAUUUUAGAUUCCUGUUAAUAGCACCCAAAUGAAUAUCUGAGUGAAACAAACAUCAGUACAUCACCUAAGGGUCAUGGAUUAGAACAUCUUGUACAAACAUUUUUUUCCCUAAUUAGUAAAUGCAAGCUAAAAAUCAUUAAUAUUUACAACAUAAUAUUGUACACCAUAAGUAUAUAGAAUUAAUAAAUUAAUCUUGAGUACCAAAUAUAAUCUUAACCAAGAUACACUAAGCUUACUAAUAUUCUGAAAAAACUAUACUUAAAAAUUUCAAGGGUUUCCAGGGCACAUGAAGGACAUUUUGUUGGAACUCACCCAAGAAUAGAAUUCCAAGUCCUCUGAGGACCUUUCAACCCAUCACACUCCUGCAGAGUUUGAGAGGUUGCUGUUUGGUAUAGACCUGUGCUCUGUAAUGGGAGACCACUGAAGAGCUUUCUUUUAGAAAAGAUGAUGUUUCUUGGAAAAGCUCACUGUUUGCACACCACUAUGACAUUUUGUUUUUCACCUACCAAGUAGAGAAAUAUGCUUGUGUCUAGUAAGAGGCCUGUAGUAAGUUUUAUGAAAAGGAAAAGGUUAUAUAGUUAAUGUAUAUAUACAUAAGCAGUCUUCUCUAUUGAUAGGUCAGUUGAUAGAGUGCCUUCAGAACAGUUGUGUUUGUUUUGUUAUGUUUUGUUUUGUUUUGUUUUGUUUUGUUUUGUUUUGUUUUGUUUUGUUUUGUUUUUCAGUGCUGGGGACCAAACCAAGGGCCUUGCAUAUUCUAGGCAAGUGCUCUGCCACUGAGCCACAUCCCCAAUAUUGUUAGUGAGGACGUUGGCCUAAAUAGAGAUGAUCCAGGGUCGGGAAAAAGAUUAUUGUUGCUCCUAAAUCACCUGGAGUAGCUGACUAAACUGGCUGAGUUCAUCAGAUUCUCACCUGAUGGUUUAUUUUACUAUUGCUAUGUAGCUACAAAAUAUUUCAAGAAUGCAAACACUGAACUUACAUUCAUAGUUAACAUCAUUUUAUAUGUUUAAAAACGUUGUGCACUGAAUUAAAUUACAUGCUCCAUGUAGAACUAUUUAACACGUUUCCAUAAAUUCUGUAGAAUGAAGUCUUUUUUUGGACAUUAUUUGGACAUUAAAGAGUAAAUAUCUGCCAGCAUUCAUACAAGCUAGAGAUAAUGAUGUAGCCAACUCUCCAUUACAUAAAAGAACAAAAGUGGGGGCUGAGGAUUUAGCUCAGUGGCAUAAGCGCCUGCCUUGCAAGCAGGCAGUCAUGAAUUCGAUUCCCGGUACCGAUAAAAAAGGAAAAAGACAAAAAAAAAAAAAAAAAAAAAGAACAAAAAUUACCAUGCAGGUCAAAAUACAAGGAAAAGAGUUUGAGAGCUUCAAUUUUUAAAAGAUGAGUUAUAAGUCAUGAACUGACAUUUCUAAUGAAAAUUAACUAACCUGUCUGAAUUUAUAAGUAUUAUAUAUAUUAUGUACAUAAUUAUAUACAUUUUAAAAUUUUACUUCAUUGUAGACUCUUUAUGCCUUUUCCUUACACUGAAAUCUGGACAGUAGGGUUCAAUGUAAUGUAACAGAUUUUUAUUUUCUUUCCUAUAAAUUCUUACUGGUUGUGUUUGUUUAACAUUAUGUAACUUGUACAUGAAUGACUCCAUUUGGUUAUUGGAAAAUGCUAGUGACAUGUAGUUUUUUUUCUAUUUACUACACAUCAUGCAACAAUCUGAAGUGAUUCAAGGUAUAAUUUCACUAAUUUUAUCCAUUUCAUUAUAAAAUCAGAUAGUAACAGUAUGUAACACUAGCAAAUCUUAAACUAUUGGUAAUUCCUAACACUUUCAAACCUAAUGCAUCUUUGUCCUAGCUUUUGCAGUAAAUUUUAACUAUUCAGAAAGCAAUUUUGUGUGAUCUGCAAAAAUUUUUCUUUACUUCUUUCUUUCAGUUUUGUCUCUACCCACUUCUUUUAUUAAAACACUGGUUCUGAAAAAACAAAUCACAUAUUUACUAUACUUUCUUAAAAUUGAAUGUGACAUUAAAUUCAAAAUAAUAACUUGUACUUUAAUUCUUCUCAGUUAUAUUCAGAAAAUCCUACUUUUAACUGCUUAAAAUAAUAAAUAAAUAGCUUCACACUACCCUAAGGAUAAACUAUUCAAACAGAAAUAUGGCAGUUUAUCUUAUUUACUAAAUCAAAAAUGUGAAAUAAUUUCACCUGAAUAUUUUAACAGUAUGCAUGCUAAAUAUACAAAAUUAUUAAAAACUAUGUUUAAAAUAUGUAUUUCAAGUUGAUAAACUUCUCUAUUUGUGUGAAACUGUAAAAACUUACUUCAAAUUCAUGUUCAGAAUAUGUAUUUCAAAUUGAUAUGGCUCUGUAUUUAUUUGAAAAUGUAAAAAAGUAAUUACUUGAAAAUCAUUUUCAAAAUAUGUAUCUCAAAUUGGUAAGGUUCUCUUGUCUUCAUUUGAAACUCAUUAUGUUCUAAUCUGUUCUCUGAAUCAGUAUAGUUUUUCUACAUGGAAUUUAUGGCCAGCAUGAGAAGAACCUGUACUGCUAGAGGAUAUAAAAUUUCAUAAAUAUUGUAAUAAAACUCUUAUUCCACACACUCCUGUUAAAA